Messenger RNA from Laccaria bicolor S238N-H82, 1263 nucleotides. Its product is annotated as mannos-6-phosphate isomerase. The coding region runs from base 1 to 1263 and encodes 420 amino acids. Gene Ontology annotation, cellular component: cytosol. The record is from RefSeq and is a predicted model, not a curated record. Gene Ontology annotation, biological process: carbohydrate metabolic process; GDP-mannose biosynthetic process. NCBI's taxonomy places the organism in Eukaryota, Fungi, Basidiomycota, Agaricomycetes, Agaricales, Hydnangiaceae. The transcript is spliced from 3 exons. Gene Ontology annotation, molecular function: mannose-6-phosphate isomerase activity; zinc ion binding.
AUGUCUGUCUUCAAGAUCCACCCAACAAUGCAACAAUAUGACUGGGGCAAAUCAGGCUUUACGUCCGUCGUCGCUCAGCUCGCGGCUGCGUCGGGCGUGCCGUCGUUGAAGGAUAUCGAUGAGAGGAAGCCUUACGCUGAGCUAUGGAUGGGCACCCACCCAACCUCCCCAUCCCUCGUCCUAUCCACCCAUGAAACCCUCUCAUCCCACCUCGCAGCCCACCCCGAACUAAUGGGUCAAAAGGUGAUUCGCCGAUUCGAAUCACAAGGCGCGGAGAGGGGGAACCUACCCUUCUUGUUCAAGAUCUUGUCCAUUGGGAAGGCGUUGAGUAUACAAGCUCAUCCUGAUAAGCAAACAGCGGAGGAGUUUCAUAAGAGGUUGCCGGGGAUUUAUAAAGAUGAUAACCAUAAACCAGAAAUGGCCCUCGCCAUCACGCCGUUCCGCGCUUUGUGUGGGUUUCGGCCGCUCAAUGAGAUAGCAGCGUAUCUGCGUUCGACGCCGGAGCUCGCAGCGCUUAUACCGCAUGAUGUCCUAACUGCGUUUCUCGACAUAUCAUCAUCACCAUCCAGCAACACGCCCAAAGAGAAAAGCGCACUGAAAGCCCUCUUCGGAGCAUUGAUGACUACACCAGAAGAGAAAGUAAAAUCCCAGCUCGACAUACUCGUAUCGCGGUACCACUCCACCCUUCCACCACCCAACGAUAAAGAAAUAGUAGAUCUGGUACUACUACUAUCCUCUCAAUACCCAAACGACAUCGGCAUCUUCUGCGCCUUUCUCCUAAACCACAUCCACCUCUCCCCAGGCAACGCCAUCUUCCUCGGCGCAGGCGAACCGCAUGCCUAUCUAUCAGGGGACUGCAUUGAAUGCAUGGCUAAUUCAGAUAACGUCAUUCGAGCGGGCUUGACUCCGAAAUUGAGGGAUGUGGAGAGGUUGGUGGGGUGUUUGACGUAUGAGGCUGGGGAGGGGCGCAGGCAUGCGGUUACCCCGAGAAAAUGGGAGGGGGGUCAGGGUGAGUGGUAUGAUCCCCCUGUUCCGGAGUUUGCGGUGCUUGUUGGGAAGGUGGGGGAAGGGAAGGAGGAGAGGUGGGGUGUGGUUGGGGGGCCGUCGAUUGUGCUUGUGUCGGAGGGGAGGGGGGAGGUUGUGUGGGAUGGCAGGAUGGAGGUUGGGAAGGGGGAUGUGUUUUUCGUUGGGGCGGGGACGGAGGUUUUGCUAAGGGGUGGUGAGGAGGAGAUGGUCCUUUAUAGGGCUUUUGUGGAGGUUUAG